This is a messenger RNA of Fusarium oxysporum Fo47, 1223 nucleotides long. RefSeq lists its product as uncharacterized. Lineage: Eukaryota; Fungi; Ascomycota; Sordariomycetes; Hypocreales; Nectriaceae. The record is from RefSeq and is a predicted model, not a curated record. The transcript has 3 exons. The coding region runs from base 122 to 916 and encodes 264 amino acids.
GCCAGAAAUGGAGUUGUGGAAUUAGUAUAAUAAUGUAGGAAUAACCGUGCUCUUGGCAGUUUUAUCGAGACAGUCAUCACAACUCACUUACAACAAUCUCAAUCUGUUUCCUCCUUUCGAAAUGACCGACUCUCUCUCAGCGGCUAAACUGGCCAUUUACAUUAUUCUCCUUCAACCUGCUCUAUAUUGCCUAUUCAAGCAUGGAAAGACUGGAUUUAUAGGAUGGCUCUACGUCCAGAUAUUCUGUGUACUCAGGAUUGUUACUGGCAGUAUUGGUCUUCAUGAAACUAACAGCUCAACUGGGUCAAUUAUACUGAACAGUAUUGGUCUUUCUCCCUUGCUGUUGGCUGCUUCUGGGAUCUUGCACGAGGCUCGACGUGGAACAAACCCUAGACUCAGCAGAAAACUCGAUAUCAUUCUCGAGAUCAAGUAUCAUGGCCUAGUUGGAGCAGCCAUGGCCCUCAUCAUCGUGUCUGUUGUCGGUUUACAGAAUGGCGACUCUGUUUCAACCAACAAGACCUUGCUCAAGGUUGCUUCUGCACUCAUUGCAUUAGCAUGGUUGCUUCUCGCGAUCUGGGCUUUGUGGUCUCUCGGAAAGUGUCAAAAGUCAUCUACAAACAACCGUGUAUCUUCGUUUCACGGCGGGAAGCUACUUCUGUAUGCAGUCUUUAUCAACCUCCCUCUCCUUGGAUUGCGCCUUGCCUAUGGUAUCGCGUAUCUCCAGCUCAAGAUCUCACAUCCAACUUCGGGUUUCUUGAUCUCGAAAGCAGUUCAAGUCUGCCUGAGUGUUGUACCGGAGAUGCUGAUUACGACUAUCCUCCUCCUGGUUGGAGUUAUGACUCGAAAUCUGAAGCAUGAGAUCAAAAAACUUGACUCUGCUCUUCCGGUUGGCGACGGGUACGAGAUCCAAAGGUGACCAACAGAGGCGCACUGUCUAUCAUGUUGAACAAGAUAUGGGGUUUCGAUAGAUUUGUCUGUAAUGGAAACUCAGGGCCAGAGACCUCAACCAAUGAUGUUGGCGUAAGUGGGAGGAGAUUAUUUUUGUACACUUGUGUCUCAAUGUAGAGUUUAUUAUUUUUUAGAAUAGUAGUUUCUUUUGUCGAGCAUAAACCAUUGUCAUUUUCAGAUACCCGACUGCUCCGAUACUUCUCAUUAGAAAUAGAUAUCCCAUGGCUCUGUUCCCAUGAGCAAUUGACUCAUGAUGAAAAAGCAGAAGGUCGCCG